This is a messenger RNA of Alexandromys fortis (reed vole), 3197 nucleotides long. RefSeq names its product pre-mRNA processing factor 18 (gene Prpf18). NCBI's taxonomy places the organism in Eukaryota, Metazoa, Chordata, Mammalia, Rodentia, Cricetidae. Gene Ontology annotation, biological process: generation of catalytic spliceosome for second transesterification step; RNA splicing. The record is from RefSeq and is a predicted model, not a curated record. Gene Ontology annotation, cellular component: U4/U6 x U5 tri-snRNP complex; U2-type post-spliceosomal complex; U5 snRNP. Bases 127 to 1155 code for a protein of 342 amino acids. The transcript is spliced from 10 exons.
GCGGCUCCGGUAGUUGUUGUCCUCUGAUAUUUGGGCUCCGGUUGUACGGCGGUUCGUCCCGCCUGCGGGGGUGAAGUUACUGCCGAGAAGCCGUGACGGCAAAGUGGAGCCGUCACUGGCGGCGAGAUGGACAUCCUCAAGUCGGAGAUUCUGCGGAAGCGGCAGCUGGUGGAGGACCGGAACCUGCUAGUGGAAAAUAAAAAAUAUUUCAAGCGGAGUGAACUUGCAAAAAAAGAAGAAGAAGCAUAUUUUGAAAGAUGUGGCUAUAAGAUACAGCCAAAAGAGGAAGACCAGAAACCGCUGACGUCAUCAAAUCCAGUGUUGGAACUUGAACUAGCAGAGGAAAAACUACCCAUGACUCUUUCUAGGCAAGAGGUCAUCAGAAGACUGAGAGAAAGAGGAGAACCAAUUAGACUGUUUGGAGAAACCGAUUAUGAUGCUUUCCAACGUUUAAGAAAGAUAGAGAUUCUUACACCUGAAGUUAACAAGGGCUUAAGGAAUGAUCUGAAAGCAGCUUUGGACAAGAUUGACCAGCAGUACUUGAAUGAGAUUGUGGGUGGUCAGGAACCGGGAGAGGAGGACACACAGAAUGACUUGAAAGUUCAUGAAGAAAACACCACCAUUGAAGAAUUAGAGGCCCUGGGGGAGUCCUUAGGGAAAGGUGACGAUCAUAAGGACAUGGACAUCAUCACCAAGUUCCUAAAGUUUCUUCUUGGCGUUUGGGCUAAAGAAUUGAAUGCCAGAGAGGAUUAUGUGAAACGCAGCGUGCAGGGCAAACUGAACAGUGCUACCCAGAAGCAGACCGAGUCCUACCUCAGGCCGCUCUUCAGGAAGCUCCGGAAAAGGAAUCUUCCUGCUGAUAUUAAAGAAUCCAUAACAGAUAUUAUAAAGUUCAUGUUGCAGAGAGAGUACGUAAAGGCGAAUGAUGCGUACCUGCAGAUGGCCAUUGGGAAUGCUCCUUGGCCUAUUGGUGUCACUAUGGUUGGUAUCCAUGCCAGAACUGGCAGGGAAAAGAUCUUUUCCAAGCAUGUUGCACAUGUUUUAAACGAUGAAACCCAGCGGAAAUACAUUCAGGGACUGAAGAGGUUAAUGACAAUUUGCCAAAAGCACUUUCCUACGGAUCCAUCAAAAUGUGUGGAGUAUAAUGCGCUAUGAGAUGUAUGUACGCUGUGCACAUAACAUGUGCGUGUAGCAAGAAGCCUAGACAAGCAACAUGUAGACUUCUGGCCUUACCACAGCAGCAAAGGAAGAGUUCCACAGGAGAGCGCCAUCGGAUGCAAGUCUUGUUGGUCUUAAGAACUGUGUUGGCUUUCAUAUGGUAUUAGACUUCUAACACAUUUAUGUGGUUGUUUUCAUUUUAAUCAGUUGAAAACUUAAGUCCUAAAGCUGUUAUCCAUCGUGUAGAUGUGUAGACAACAACAACCAGCAGGGGGUUUGAAAUGACCUUUCUCCCCGGGACCCAAAAUCUGUCAUUAGAUAAUUAGAAAUAUUUGAGGUCAGGUUUUAGCUUUUUGUAAAUUAUCAUGAUUUGCACAUUUUUCUCUUAUGUAGUAUUUAUAGAAAAUUUUUUUUUGUAUUUCAACAAAAGUGUGGUACCAUUGAAAUGUUCCUUUACAGUUCUUAAAUAUUUUGUGGACUUUUGUCAUCUUGCAAUAGAAUGUAAAUGCUACUGUUAAGUGUUAUUUUUUAUUAUGUUUCAGACUUGCUUUUGUUUCUAAGCAGAGUACAUUUUAGUAUUUGUCAUCUUUCUGGACAGAUAGGAUUAAUAGAUAGAAGGUUGGAAAGCAAAGACGGUAAAUUACACCAGCAUACGUCAGAACACCAGCGCCCAGGUGAGGGUGACGAGAUGGAAUUGGGGUCAGCUGAGAGUGGCAGCCUUAGGGUGGGAAAGCCAAAGAGGGCGGAGGUCUCGGUCCUCAGUCCGAUCUCACCAUUGUGCCCACUCCCUGCUGCAGCGCUGGCAGGACUGGGUUGUUAGGUGACAGGUUGGGGGGCCACACGAGGCUCCAUGCACUAACAGAACAGCGGUGGACAAGUGCUUUCAUCUUGCCGGGCUUUGGCUUCCUUCUCUGACACUGGUAAGGGUACACACCUCACGUUAUUAUUGUGUAAGUAAAAUGCUGAGCCCGCUGCCUGGGGGAGGACAGGAGAUCGUUAUUGCCUGGCAUAUAUUCCUAUAUCAGUGUAGACCAAGGGCCAAUAUGGCCCCCCUGUGGCUACGAUGGGAUAGUAUGUACUUGUGUGAUAACAACAAGGACAGGAGAUCGUUAUUGCCUGGCAUAUAUUCCUAUAUCAGUGUAGACCAAGGGCCAAUAUGGCCCCCCUGUGGCUACGAUGGGAUAGUAUGUACUUGUGUGAUAACAACAAUAAUGAUUGUAUUAGCAGCAAGUAGUAAAUGUGGAAUCGUUAAGUUUUUCCUGUCUUUACUUGCAUCUAGGUCCAGGUUUAGAGUUGCAGAGAAUGAGAGCCUGUGGCUGCUGGACGUGGCUUAGAGUCACAGUUGCUUAUUCUGGUCCCUCUUUAGAAAGAGUGAAAGCCACUUUUGGCUUCUUGAGGCCCAAGGCUGUGCAUAGAUAGGACAGUCUCGGCCAGUUACUUGCAGGGAGGUAGGUGUCUGUCUUGGUUUGAAUCAGUGUCCUCAUCGUCCCCUCCCCCGCAUACUGUAGAAGUCUUUUCUUAUGAUUAAAUUGGGUAGAACUUUGGGGGAUUUAUUUGACAAUGAGAAACCUUGAUGAGAUGUGCAACAAGUCCCUACCUGUGACAUGUGGUUUUGUUAUGAAGGUCUUUAUGAAUAUUACAGGAUAAUGCCUUAUUAUAAAUAUUGCUGGAUAAUAACUUAUUUAUUAUCGCUGUCAGGUCACAGCAUGGUAAGUGAUUUUAUGUUGUCUUCCUUUCUGUUAUUAAUGUUCCACAUGAAGAAGAAACUGUAUCAUGCGACUUCAGUACUUCGUAAACUUGAUCAUUGUGGGCUGGUUUUGGUUUUGUUGUUUUGUUUUAAGAGGAGGGUAUGUAUUCUACAGGACUGUGAUGUGACUUUACUCUUUCUGAGUUUGGGUGGAAAGAAACAUGUUUAAAUACGUGGCUUUCAGAAAAGUUUUUUAUGUCUGAAAUUAAAGAAGCUAUAUAGAUACUCCUAGAAUAUGUAGAAAAUGGUAUUUCAUUCAAGUCAUGGAAAUUUUACUUCUGCAUAUACUCUA